GCUUCUAAAUGGCAUCGCCCAGCUCGUAACGUUUGCAGGAGUAACAACAAAGCAAUGCCUGAAGGAAAAAGGAAAAGCGCUGUUGUUUACUUGGCUACAACGCUUAUUCUCACGUGUUGUUUGACGCAAACCACGGACUGUUACAGACGGAAGAAAACAGAAAGACGAGAAGGGCCAAAAGGAGUAAAAAAUACAGCCAGGACGAUAGGUGUCCAAGAGGGGAAAAUCGUGUUCGGGAGGGUUUUUGAGAAAGGCUCAGACCUUGGGUCUCAAGGCAUAGAUGGGACCCAGAGAUCUUCUCCAAACUCUUCUCUGGAGGAUGAAACUGCCUAUCAAGCGGACUUCACAGGCUGGUCAAAAGGACAAACACAAGAUGCAAGUUCUUCAUGGACGCGCAUGGCGCCUUCCCUGCAGUGUGGUGGGGAUCAGAUGAAGUUCAGAGCACUGGGGCCAGGAGCUUCACAUUUUGCAGUAGAACAAGAAAAUGCGUCUCCAAUGCUUCUGUCCCAGGUCCCUUCCACCUGUGGAUACAGCAUGCAGAGGAACCCCCUUGCACUUGUUAUGUUGGUUCCCUAUGAUGGCUGCAACAUGGUUCAAGAGGGUGGAAGUUAUGUCCUUCCAAUGCGUUGGCAGGGAAUUCCAGUCUCCCUCUGGUGUCCAAAACCUGCACCAGCUGCUCCCGCAACUCCUGCUGCUGCAACAACAACCACUGCAAAGAAACCAGAAAUGCCUAAACACCCCUACCACCCUCCUUUCUACUUUCUUCCUCUUCCAGUCAUGACUGCACCGCCAGCCACCACAGCCAAACCAACUACAACCACUACAAAGAAACCAGAUAUGCCAGGCCCUCCUCAGCACCCCUACAUCCCUCCUUUCUACUUUCCUCCUCCUCCUCUUCCUCCAGUCAUGACAGCAUCACCAGCCACCACAGCCAAACCAACUACAACCACUACAAAGAAACCAGAUAUGCCAGGCCCUCCUCAGCACCCCUACAUCCCUCCUUUCUACUUUCCUCCUCCUCCUCUUCCUCCAGUCAUGACAGCAUCACCAGCCACCACAACCAAACCAACUACAACCACUACAAAGAAACCAGAUGUGCCAGGACCUCCUCAACACCCUUACUUCCCUCCUAUCUACUUUCCUCCUCCUCUUCCUCCAGUCUUGACAGCACCGCCAGCCACCACACCCAAACCAACUACAACCACUACAAAGAAACCAGAUGUGCCAGGACCUCCUCAACACCCUUACUUCCCUCCUAUCUUCUUUCCUCCUCCUCUUCCUCCAGUCUUGACAGCACCGCCAGCCACCACACCCAAACCAACUACAACCACUACAAAGAAACCAGAUGUGCCAGGACCUCCUCAACACCCUUACUUCCCUCCUAUCUACUUUCCUCCUCCUUUUCCUCCAGUCUUGACAGCACCGCCAGCCACCACAACCAAACCAACUACAACAACCACUACUGCAAAGCCAGUAGCCACAGCUCCUCCCCCGAUGUUUACUUUCUACCCACCUUUCUACUAUCCUCUGCCCUUCCCAGGGACUCUGCCACCAACAGCCAAACCCACAACUGCUGCAACAACUACGACUAAACCACCACAUAAACCUCAGUUACCCCAGUUUCCACCACCCAUGCAUUUCUUUCCUCCUUUUUCAUAUCAUUUCCCUCCCCAUCUACUCCAUCCCUAUCAAAUCCCUUCCCAAUAUACAAUUCCUAAGCCAGAAAUGACCACCCCACCGACUGCAAGUACAAUCGCAUCAGCAGAGAAAACGGACCACCAAGUGACUGCCUCAAUGCCAUACCCUCAUUCUCACCCAAAGAACCCCUUUGGAGUUCCAUACCUGCCCUUUCCCUCUCCUUCUGCCCCUUUUCCUGUCUAGCCCACUGAAAUGGUUCUAAUAAAUGGUUUGGGGAAAAACAUAA
Scatophagus argus is the source of this 1924-nucleotide messenger RNA. RefSeq names its product extensin-like. The record is from RefSeq and is a predicted model, not a curated record. Bases 55 to 1881 code for a protein of 608 amino acids. The transcript has 4 exons. NCBI's taxonomy places the organism in Eukaryota, Metazoa, Chordata, Actinopteri, Scatophagidae.